AUGCUGACGAAUCUAUCACCUGGUUGGAGCAAGGGCAAUAAGAACUGGAUUGUGAUGAUAGCAGCGAAACAGAAACACGUAUAUACCCCACCAGUUUUGACUCUUCCAGUUCUGACUCUUCCAGUUCUCACUCCACCAGUUCUGUCUCCACCAGUUCUGACUCCACCAGUUUUGACUCUUCCAGUUCUGACUCUUCCAGUUCUCACUCCACCAGUUCUGUCUCCACCAGUUCUGACUCCACCAGUUUUGAUUCUUCCAGUUCUGUCUCCACCAGUUAUGACUCCACCAGUUCUGACUCAUACAGUUCUCACUCCACCAUCCACCAGUUAUGACUCCACCAGUUCUGACUCCACCAGUUCUGUCUCCACUAAUUCUGUCUCCACCAGUUCUGACUCCACCAGUUCUGACUCCACCAGUUCUGACUCCACCAGUUCUGUCUCCACCAGUUCUGACUUAACUUCUCUAGACCUUCUUUCAGGUCGGAACUUUAUUUUACCUUCUGCUGAAUGA
Messenger RNA from Biomphalaria glabrata, 510 nucleotides. RefSeq lists its product as uncharacterized. The coding region runs from base 1 to 510 and encodes 169 amino acids. Lineage: Eukaryota; Metazoa; Mollusca; Gastropoda; Planorbidae. The transcript has a single exon. The record is from RefSeq and is a predicted model, not a curated record.